GAGGCGGGACGAGAGGCGUGGCUUACGCGCUCGCCAUAGUGAACGAGGGUGAUCGGUGAAGGUGGGGGUGACGAGAACGGCGUUGGUUCCAGUGGAGGAGGAGGCCGCAAGUACCGGAGGAGCAGCGCUGAGCGUGGGGACGAGGGCUGCCGCACACCGCUUCAUUGUCCGCACGCCUAGGCCCGGGCUUUAGGUGAGGAGAGCGGAGAUACCGCCAUGAUGAACGGCUCCAAUGUCGGGAACCCCUCGUCCAACAACACCUCCAAGGACGAGCAGGUGGUGAACGGACACGACGAGAACAAUCCAUUUGCAGAAUACAUGUGGAUGGAAAACGAAGAGGAUUUCAACAGACAGGUGGAGGAAGAAUUACAAGAGCAGGAGUUUCUGGACCGCUGCUUCCAGGAGAUGUUGGAUGAAGAGGAUAAGGACUGGUUCAUCCCUUCACGUGAUUUGCCACAGGGGGUCGGGCAGUUGCAGCAGCAGUUAAAUGGCCUCACAGUCAACGAUGUUCACUGUUCAGAGGACAUCUUGAGCAAAAGUAACCUGAACCCCGAUGCGAAGGAGUUUGUUCCUGGAGUGAAGUAUUGAACAUUUGCUUUCAACUUUUUAAAAUCAAAAACAAAACACAAAAAAAGACAUAAAAGACUGUUUUCCUUAAUCUUCAGGACAAAGCUGCACAAAACCGUGGGAGGGGGGGAGGGGUGUAUCCGGGGAGGCGGUGACUGGUGAUGCCAGAGCUCCACACUGUGACUCCAGUAAGGUCUACGUGGGAAUGUUCUUCAGGCGUCUCCAUUCUGCCCCCCUCCUUCUGCAUCUGUUUCGGUGGUCUACCUGUUGGACUUCAGUUUUAGUUUAUUUUUUUUAUUUUUAUUUUUUAUUUUUUCCGUCAUCAAAGUAUCUUACAACACAAGGUAGAGUCCAAGAGUGUGUCCCACCGCCAUCAUAGGAGAUCUCCUGCGUCUGUAUCUGAUUGGGGGGACAUUUCUGUGCCAUGUCGAGGUCACGUCAGCUUGAGGUGCAAGAGUUCUUUUUUUUUUUGUCAAUCUGCUUUUCAGCUUUACUCAGGAUAACGGGUGUUCCUGACUCGGCGUGUUCUUGAUUUCAGUGUUCAUCGACCCUGGGCCACGCGGAGAGGGUUUCUCGCUUCACCUGCUUGCGCUGUGGACAUUGUACGUCAUCCUCCCCGCCACCGUUUGCCUAUUCAUUGCAAUUAUGCUGCGUCUGAGCUGCCAUCCAUGAUUUAUCAAAAAAACACUAAGCUAAAUGUUUUGGCUGGUUCUGAAUGAUGUUACAGGGGCCCCCCAACCUCAGCAUGGCUGUGCCAUGUUGGACCAUCAGUCGGAGACCUCCCUGUUGGCGGCAUACAAGAACUCUGGCUCGUGUUCCCUGCUUUUUACCCCCCCCCCCCCCCCCCCCCCAUAGAUUGAGCUUUCCGUGAUCCAGGUUAAACAUUGCUAGCGGGGGCGUGGCCCCUCCGUAGCCUCUAUCUGCCAUGAUUGUAAUGCACAGAGCCUGUUCAGAGACCAUUCAAUAAGCUAUCUUUUUACGCUGCCUCUGGGGUCAUAUCGUUUUUAUGAUGUGAUAUGGAAAGCUGCAGACAGGAAAAAAAAACACACAAAAAUAAAACCGCCUGAUCAUUG
This is a messenger RNA of Bufo gargarizans (Asiatic toad), 1640 nucleotides long. RefSeq names its product poly(A) binding protein interacting protein 2B (gene PAIP2B). The record is from RefSeq and is a predicted model, not a curated record. The transcript has 4 exons. NCBI's taxonomy places the organism in Eukaryota, Metazoa, Chordata, Amphibia, Anura, Bufonidae. Gene Ontology annotation, biological process: negative regulation of translational initiation. The coding region runs from base 217 to 588 and encodes 123 amino acids. Gene Ontology annotation, cellular component: cytoplasm. Gene Ontology annotation, molecular function: mRNA regulatory element binding translation repressor activity.